Messenger RNA from Ananas comosus (pineapple), 4081 nucleotides. RefSeq names its product ribosome biogenesis protein bms1-like. Gene Ontology annotation, biological process: endonucleolytic cleavage of tricistronic rRNA transcript (SSU-rRNA, 5.8S rRNA, LSU-rRNA); maturation of SSU-rRNA from tricistronic rRNA transcript (SSU-rRNA, 5.8S rRNA, LSU-rRNA); ribosome biogenesis. Lineage: Eukaryota; Viridiplantae; Streptophyta; Magnoliopsida; Poales; Bromeliaceae. The coding region runs from base 253 to 3834 and encodes 1193 amino acids. The record is from RefSeq and is a predicted model, not a curated record. The transcript is spliced from 19 exons. Gene Ontology annotation, cellular component: 90S preribosome; nucleus. Gene Ontology annotation, molecular function: GTP binding; GTPase activity; U3 snoRNA binding.
GGGUUCUCCGGUUAGCUUCCUAAGCUAGAGUUUUCUAGGGUUUGUCGCCCCAGGGUUUCUCGCCCCGCUCUUCGAUCCAAAACACCCAAAUCGAUCGAUUUCCUCGCCCACACCGGCGGUGAUCUCGCCCCCGAGGUGGAGAAACCGAUCCAAAACACCCAAAUCGAUCGAUUUCCUCGUCCACUCCGGCGGGGAUCUCGCCCCCGAGGUGCAGGAUUUCUUGAAUAAGGAGCAACAAUCGGUAGUGCGAAGAUGGUGGCGGCUUCCGCCAAUAAUGAUCAGUCCCACAAGUCCCACCGCAUUCAUAAAGCGGGUGCUUCUGCGAAGAAGAAGAAAGGCAAGAACAAGAAGGAGAGCGGAAGUGCUUCUGCGAGUGAAAAGAAGCAGAAUCCAAAGGCAUUCGCUUUCAAUUCCUCAGUAAAGGCCAAAAAGUUGCAAGCCCGUUCAGCUGAGAUUGAACAACGCAGGCUGCAUGUGCCGAUAAAUGACCGGUCAACUGGGGAACCAGCUCCUCUCGUUGUUGUAGUCCAUGGUCCUCCGCAGGUGGGAAAAUCCUUGCUGAUAAAAUGUCUCAUAAAACACUACACGAAACAUAAUUUAUCUGAAGUUCAUGGCCCCAUCACUGUUGUGUCAGGAAAACAACGGAGAGUGCAAUUCCUGGAGUGCCCUAAUGAUAUUAAUGGUAUGAUAGAUGCCGCAAAGAUAGCUGAUCUUGCAUUGCUGCUAAUUGAUGGAAGCUACGGGUUUGAAAUGGAAACUUUUGAGUUUCUCAACAUUAUGCAAGUUCAUGGCUUCCCGAAGGUUAUAGGAGUGCUUACACAUCUUGACAAAUUCAAGGAUGUUAAGAAACUAAGGAAAACAAAAAAGCGGCUCAAGGAACGGUUUGGGGCUGAAAUAAAGCAGGGGGCAAAACUUUUCUAUUUAUCUGGUCUCAUUCAUGGAAAAUAUCCGAAACGUGAAAUUCACAAUCUUGCAAGGUUCAUCUCAGUUAUAAAAACCAGUCCUUUGUCAUGGCGAUUGUCUCAUCCUUAUUUACUAGUGGAUCGCUUUGAAGAUGUCACUCCUCCUGACAGAAUGCACACUAAUAAUAAAUGUGACAGAAACAUUACAUUAUACGGUUACCUCCGAGGUUGCAAUAUGAAGAGGGGUACAAAGGUACAUAUCACUGGUGUUGGGGAUUUUAGUUUGGCUGGGGUGACAAGUCUGGCUGACCCCUGCCCUUUGCCAUCUGCUGCUAAAAAGAAGGGUCUGAGAGACAAAGAAAGGCUUUUCUAUGCACCGAUGUCUGGUCUUGGCGAUCUACUUUACGACAAAGAUGCUGUCUACAUUAACAUAAAUGAUCAUCUUGUUCAGUUUUCAAAAGUUGAUGACGAAAACAGUGCAGCGGCAAAAAAAGGAAAAGAUCGCGAUGUUGGUGUGGAACUUGUAAAAACACUUCAAAAUACAAGAUACUCAAUUGACGAAAAGUUGGAAAAGAGUUUCAUUGAUCUUUUUAGUCGGAAACCGCUUGCUUCUACAAGCGAUAACAGCAAUGCCUACGGAACUCUUGAUGGCAAAGAAGUUUCGGAUAAAAACGAGGCUUUUGAGAAGGAGCUGAAUAGAACAAGUGAUUCUAGUGAUUCCGAUAAUGAUAGUAAUGCUGAGGAGCUGAAUGGAACAAGUGAAUGUAGUGAUUCUCAUGAAGAUGGCAGUGAUGCUGGGGAGGAGGACUCGCAUGAAGAAGAUGUGCAGUUGGAGGAAGGAGCCGAUUUUCAGAAUGGAAGGAGGAGGAGAAGAGCUCCAACCCCUGACUCUAAAGAACACAACAAUACAGAGGACUCUGAGGAAGAUGACGGCAGCGAUCAAUUGUCUGUUGGUUCAGAAUCUUCAGAUUUAUCUUCAGAGGAUGAUGCAGGCAAUGCUUCAAAGUGGAAAGAAUCAUUGAUUGCGAGAACAUUGAUGCGGCAGAAUGGCAACUUGAUGCAACUUGUCUAUGGGCAAUCUUUGUCUAAUUCAGCUGCUGCUUCACAGAAAGAACGUGAGAGUAGCGAGAGUGAUGAAAGUGAGGAUGGAAAUUUCUUCAUACCGAAAGGACAGAGGGAGAAGAUGGCUGAUGAGAAGUUUGAUGACAAUGAUAUUAAUGCUGAAGACUGUUCAAAAUUCAAAACAAAAUUGAGGAAGUGGUCAGAUGAGAAUCUUAUUAGUAGUAUUCGUGAUCGUUUUGUAACUGGUGAUUGGUCAAAAGCUGCUCAAAGAGGCAAGUUAGCAAAUGAUGGAGAAGACGAUGAAAAUAUUUAUGGCGAUUUCGAAGAUUUGGAGACUGGAGAAACAUAUGGGGGCGGGCCAGCAGAAAAUGCUGAUGCAAAUGCAAAUAAUGAUGAGGACGAUGACCUAGAACGGGAAGAGAGGAGGCUUAAAAAACUUGCUCUGAGAGCUAAAUUUGAUGCUCAAUAUGAUGGAUCUUUGAUGUCGGACGAGGAUGAGGAGAAAGCAACAGACAAUAAGCCUAACCGAGAUAAGAACCCUGAGGGUGGAUAUUUCGACAAACUGAAGGAGGAAAUCGAACUCCGUAAGCAAAUGAAUAUAGCGGAAUUAAAUGAUCUUGAUGAGGCUACUCGAAUUGAGGUGGAAGGCUUUCAAACAGGGACUUAUCUUAGACUAGAGGUUCAUAAUGUUCCUUUUGAGUUGGUUGAACAUUUUGAUCCAUGCCACCCUAUACUGGUGGGAGGCAUUGGCCUUGGGGAGGAAGCUCUUGGCUACAUGCAGGCUAAUAUAAAGCGCCAUAGAUGGCAUAAGAAAGUGUUGAAGGCUAGAGAUCCAAUCACUCUCUCGAUUGGUUGGAGGCGCUUCCAAACGAUUCCGAUAUAUGCCAUCGAGGAUCGGAAUGGACGGCGGCGUAUGCUUAAAUAUACUCCUGAGCAUAUGCAUUGCUUUGCAAUUUUUUGGGGCCCUCUUGCUCCUCCUAAAAGUGGGGUACUUGCUGUACAGAAUAUGUCAAACAAUCAGGCAUCAUUUCGAAUCGCUGCCACUGGCUGGACGCAAGAGUUAAACCAUGCUGCUCCAAUAAUGAAAAAGAUCAAACUCAUCGGCCAUCCAUGCAAGAUCUUCAAAAAGACCGCAUUGAUUAAAGACAUGUUCACAUCAGAUCUUGAAGUUGCUAAGUUUGAAGGUGCUGCUGUGGUAACCGCUAGUAAAAUCCGAGGGCAGGUUAAGAAGGCAGCUAAGGCAGAUUUAGGGAAUAAGCUGAAGAAGAGGGGAGAAGUGUUAAAAGAAGGGAUCGCGAGGUGCACAUUCGAGGAUAGAAUUCUGAUGAGCGAUAUUGUUUUCUUGCGCGCAUGGACUAAAGUCGACAUCCCCCAGUUUUAUAAUCCUGUGACUACAUCUCUCCAGCCUCGCGAUCGAGCCUGGAAAGGAAUGAGAACAGUUUCUGAGCUACGGCAAGAAUACAAUAUCCCGAUUCCGCACAACAAAGAUUCGGUUUACAAGCCUAUUGAGAGGAAGCCCCGAAAGUUCAACCCACAAGUGAUCCCACAGAAACUACAGGCUGCCCUCCCAUUUGCGUCGAAGCCGAAGGACACGCCUGGCAGGAAGCGGCCGCUUUUAGAAACCCGGCGGGCGGUCGUUGUGGAACCUCACGAACGGAAGAUCAUUUCCUUCGUUCAGCAUCUUCAAUUGAUCAAAAACGACAAGAUGAGGAAGAAAAAACUCAAGGAAGAGAAGAAGAAGAAAGCAUACGAAGCCCAGAAGGCAAAGAACGAGCAGUUAUCUAAGAAGCGACGGAGAGAAGAGCGGCGGGAGAGAUACCGGGCGGAAGAUAAACAGAAGAGGCGAACGCGAAGGAAAAUCGAGGCUUAAGAGCCAUACUUUUUCAAGUAAAUCAAGAUUAGUGCCUCCGACGCUCAAUCGGGAGUGUGUUUAUCAGAUGAUUUUUUUUUUCUUUUCUCGGCAUUAGUUGAUUAUCAUCUUUUUACCUAUUUUGAUCACAAUAUUUGAUAUUGGAAAGUUUUGUAAUUGUAGUUCCUUUUUAUGGUACUAAUUUUUACUAAACUGUAAGAUUUGCGCAUAAUCUUAUUGAGUUGAACAUGCUUGCUUGAAGAUGAAA